Messenger RNA from Apodemus sylvaticus (European woodmouse), 3397 nucleotides. It is a transcript of the gene Hnrnpu, whose product is annotated as heterogeneous nuclear ribonucleoprotein U. The transcript is spliced from 14 exons. Gene Ontology annotation, cellular component: nuclear speck; catalytic step 2 spliceosome; inactive sex chromosome. The coding region runs from base 216 to 2612 and encodes 798 amino acids. Gene Ontology annotation, biological process: negative regulation of telomere maintenance via telomerase; regulation of chromatin organization; positive regulation of attachment of mitotic spindle microtubules to kinetochore. The record is from RefSeq and is a predicted model, not a curated record. Gene Ontology annotation, molecular function: poly(G) binding; promoter-specific chromatin binding; TFIIH-class transcription factor complex binding. Lineage: Eukaryota; Metazoa; Chordata; Mammalia; Rodentia; Muridae.
CUGCGAGAGGACGUUGCGUGCUCGCUCGCGCCAGGCGAGUCUCCGCGUCUUGCCUCGCGAACUCGGUGAAAGGAAUUGGCGCCGUUCGACACCAGGCGGGUCCGUUCUGCUGCAGCACCCAGCUCUCUCCAGCCGCAGCCGCCGCCCGGGCCGACCAGCAGCCGCCGCCACAGGCCGAGGGAGCCAGCAGUCAGCGGUGAACCGGGGCCCUCACCAUGAGUUCUUCGCCUGUUAAUGUCAAGAAGCUGAAGGUGUCGGAGCUGAAGGAGGAGCUCAAGAAGCGGCGCCUCUCUGAUAAGGGCCUCAAGGCCGAUCUCAUGGAUCGACUCCAGGCCGCGCUGGACAACGAGGCAGGAGGCCGCCCUGCCAUGGAGCCCGGGAACGGCAGCCUCGACCUGGGUGGCGAUGCGGCCGGGCGCUCGGGAGCAGGCCUAGAGCAGGAGGCCGCGGCCGGCGCCGAAGACGACGACGAGGAGGAAGGCAUCGCCGCUCUGGACGGCGACCAGAUGGAGCUGGGCGAGGAGAACGGGGCGGCGGGGGCGGCUGACGCCGGCGCGAUGGAGGAGGAGGAGGCGGCGUCGGAAGACGAGAACGGCGACGACCAGGGCUUCCAGGAGGGGGAGGACGAGCUCGGCGACGAGGAGGAGGGCGCGGGCGACGAGAACGGUCACGGGGAGCAGCAGUCCCAACCGCCGGCGGCGGCGCAGCAGCCUUCCCAGCAGCGUGGUGCUGGCAAGGAGGCCGCGGGGAAGAGCAGCGGCCCCACCUCGCUCUUCGCGGUGACGGUGGCGCCGCCAGGGGCGAGGCAGGGCCAACAGCAGGCGGGAGGAGACGGCAAAACAGAACAGAAAGGCGGAGAUAAAAAGAGAGGCGUUAAAAGACCGCGAGAAGAUCAUGGCCGAGGAUAUUUUGAGUACAUUGAAGAAAAUAAGUACAGCAGAGCCAAGUCUCCUCAACCACCUGUUGAAGAAGAAGACGAACACUUCGAUGACACAGUGGUUUGUCUUGAUACUUAUAAUUGUGAUCUGCAUUUUAAAAUAUCAAGAGACCGCCUCAGUGCUUCUUCCCUUACUAUGGAGAGUUUUGCUUUUCUUUGGGCUGGAGGAAGAGCUUCUUACGGUGUGUCAAAAGGCAAAGUCUGUUUUGAGAUGAAGGUAACGGAGAAGAUUCCAGUAAGACAUUUAUAUACAAAAGAUAUUGAUAUACAUGAAGUUCGGAUUGGCUGGUCACUAACCACAAGUGGAAUGUUGCUUGGUGAAGAAGAAUUUUCUUAUGGGUAUUCUCUGAAAGGAAUAAAAACAUGCAACUGCGAGACAGAAGAUUAUGGAGAGAAGUUUGAUGAAAAUGAUGUGAUUACAUGCUUUGCUAACUUUGAAACUGAUGAGGUUGAACUCUCUUAUGCGAAGAAUGGACAAGAUCUUGGUGUUGCCUUUAAGAUCAGUAAGGAAGUUCUUGCUGACCGGCCACUAUUCCCACAUGUUCUCUGCCAUAAUUGCGCAGUUGAGUUUAAUUUUGGUCAAAAGGAAAAGCCAUACUUUCCAAUACCUGAAGAUUGUACUUUUAUCCAAAAUGUCCCCUUAGAGGACCGAGUCAGAGGACCAAAAGGACCUGAAGAGAAGAAGGAUUGUGAAGUUGUAAUGAUGAUUGGCUUGCCAGGAGCUGGAAAAACUACCUGGGUUACAAAACAUGCAGCGGAAAACCCCGGGAAGUACAACAUUCUUGGAACAAAUACUAUUAUGGAUAAAAUGAUGGUGGCAGGUUUUAAGAAGCAAAUGGCAGAUACUGGAAAACUGAACACGCUGUUGCAGAGAGCCCCACAGUGUCUUGGCAAGUUUAUUGAGAUUGCUGCCCGCAAGAAGCGAAAUUUUAUUCUAGAUCAGACAAAUGUGUCUGCUGCUGCCCAGAGGAGAAAAAUGUGCCUGUUUGCAGGCUUCCAACGGAAAGCUGUUGUUGUUUGCCCAAAAGAUGAAGACUAUAAGCAGAGGACACAGAAGAAGGCGGAAGUAGAAGGAAAAGACCUACCAGAACAUGCUGUCCUCAAGAUGAAAGGAAACUUCACUCUUCCAGAGGUUGCAGAAUGCUUUGAUGAAAUAACCUAUGUUGAACUUCAGAAGGAGGAAGCCCAAAAGCUUUUGGAGCAAUAUAAAGAAGAAAGCAAAAAGGCACUGCCACCAGAAAAGAAGCAAAACACUGGCUCAAAGAAAAGCAAUAAAAAUAAGAGUGGCAAGAACCAGUUCAACAGAGGUGGUGGCCAUAGAGGACGUGGAGGAUUCAAUAUGCGAGGUGGCAAUUUCAGAGGAGGAGCUCCUGGGAAUCGUGGUGGAUAUAAUAGGAGAGGCAACAUGCCACAGAGAGGUGGCGGUGGGGGAAGUGGUGGAAUUGGCUAUCCAUACCCACGUGGCCCUGUUUUUCCUGGCCGAGGUGGUUACUCAAACCGAGGAAAUUACAACAGAGGUGGAAUGCCCAACAGAGGGAACUAUAACCAGAACUUCAGAGGACGAGGAAAUAAUCGUGGCUACAAAAAUCAAUCUCAGGGCUACAACCAGUGGCAGCAGGGUCAAUUCUGGGGUCAGAAGCCAUGGAGUCAGCAUUAUCACCAAGGAUAUUAUUGAAUACCCAAAUAAAACGAACUGAUACAUAUUUCUCCAAAACCUUCACAAGAAGUCGACUGUUUUCUUUAGUAGGCUAACUUUUUAAACAUUCCACAAGAGGAAGUGCCUGCGGGUUCCUUUUUUAGAAGCUUUGUGGGUUGAUUUUUUUUCUUUUCUUUUUUGUACAUUUUUAAUUGCAGUUUUAAAGUGAAUCGUAAGAGAACCUCAGCAUUGUGCACGAUAAGAGAAUGUGUCAGUAUUUCAGGGUUCUACAUUUUGAUCUGUAAAAUGUGACUUUUUUUUUAUCACAACAAAAGUAAAAUGUUGCUUUGUACCUGGUGUCUUUUAUUAAGCAUUUACUCCCCCAUUUCUCACAGAGAAUUACAGUCGGGAGUCAUUGUCACAAUAAAAUAGCAAUGUUAGCAACCAGAUUCAUGGAAGGACUAAAGGGUCCUCAUGAAUUGCAUUAAGAUUCUGUACUGCUCAUAAUACACUCCAUCCUCUCUAGACUGCCGGGUACUAGAGGAGGGGUAAUCUCUGACAAAAAACGGGAAGGCUAUUUUUUUUUUUCUGUUUAACAAUGGAAUUGGCGUAAUUGGGAACGAAGAUAAAAUUUGGAACCAAGAUUGAGAAGAUGGAGUGUAUGUAGAAGGGCUGUUUAAAAAUGUAAACUUGGUUGCAUUAUAUGUGGAGGCUCAAACUUGUGAAGGUUAAAUACCACAAAGUUUUCCAUUUGUUCUGCAUUUUGAUUCUGAAAAGAAAGCUGGCUUUGCCCAUUUCUUAUUAAAAAACUUGUUGUAAAUCCA